Debaryomyces hansenii CBS767 is the source of this 858-nucleotide messenger RNA. RefSeq lists its product as uncharacterized. The record is from RefSeq and is a predicted model, not a curated record. The coding region runs from base 1 to 858 and encodes 285 amino acids. The transcript has a single exon. Gene Ontology annotation, biological process: membrane organization; endoplasmic reticulum tubular network organization. Gene Ontology annotation, cellular component: membrane; endoplasmic reticulum. NCBI's taxonomy places the organism in Eukaryota, Fungi, Ascomycota, Pichiomycetes, Serinales, Debaryomycetaceae.
AUGUCAGAAAAACAAAAUAAAGUACAAGCCAAAUCUUUUGGUCAAACAAUUGCAACGUUAGCACUGUCGAAGCAAUUCUAUUGGUUUGUGGGACAUGUUUUGGAGAUUAUUUUCUUUAUCUUGAACAUGGUCAGCUCAUUUUUCAGCCGGUCGGCCAAAUAUUACAACUGUGCAUUAGUUGCGGUAUUAUUUACAUAUGGGAUCGUUAUUAAGCAAAUUCACUUCAAAAAUAGUGGUAUUUUUGGAAUUGGUAAGGUGGCCCGUGAUCGGGAGUUGAGGGCCAGGUUGGUGAGAGAUGACAAUGUUCAAUACUUUUUACUUGCGUUAGUUUUCCUUUUGAGCAGUGGAACGAUUGGUGGAGUUGCCGGAGGAUUGUAUUCUUUCACGAUCUUUUCUAUUUUCCAUGUGUUGACGUACUUCCAGACUAAUUUGCUCGGAUCUAUGCCUCUUAACAAGUUGCAACAACAGAACUGGAAUGCGAAAAUCAACCACUUCACUUCGACAUACAAUCAACAAGCAUUAUUAAUGGCUGCUAAUGCUGAGUUCUUGUUACUCAGUGGGUUCCUUUUUACUAUUCCACUUAUGUUUGUUCAGAUCUUUAGGAUUCCACUUUUCGUUGUGGUGAAUACUUCGGUAUUCGCUGCGGUCGUUGUAUUCUUGAAAUUGAGAUACAUUUCGAACAGAUACACGCAAGAGAUUGUAAGCCAAUGGGAUAUGAAGAUCAAUCAGGUUCUUUUAAGUGGUAAAUUGCCUUCUUCAUUAAGCGAGUACUACAACAUAAGGUUGAAGGGAUUGAUUCAAAAGUUGACUGAUCCAAUUCAAUUGCCAGCCGUUGCCUCAGUCAAGAAAUCCAAUUAG